GUCAGAAAACUGCACCUGCCUCUCCCUGAGACACGAUGGACGAGCUGUGUCCCAAGCCUCGCCAUGGAGCAGCUGAGCGCCGCCAACUCCGCCUUCGCCCUGGACCUGUUCCGCACCUUGAGUGAAGACAGCCCCCGUGGGAACCUCUUCUUCUCUCCUCUGAGCAUCUCCUCAGCACUGGCCAUGGUCUUUCUGGGGACCAGAGGCAACACUGCGGCCCAAGUGUCCAAGACUCUUCAUUUUGACGAGGUAGAGAAGGUUCAUUCCAGAUUUCAGAGUCUGAUCGCUGCUGUCAACAAGCCUGACGCCUCCUAUGUGCUGAAACUGGCUAACAGGUUAUACGGAGAGACCACCUAUAAUUUCCUCCCUGAGUUCUUAGCUUCAACUCAGGAGCUGUAUGGUGCUGAGCUGGCCAGUGUGGAUUUCCAGGGCAACUCUGAAGGUGCCAGGAAGGUGAUCAACCAGUGGGUCAAAGAGCAAACGGAAGGGAAGAUUCCAGAAAUGUUGGCUGCAGGUGUGGUGGGUAGCAUGACUAAGCUUGUGCUGGUGAAUGCCAUCUACUUCAAAGGCUCCUGGCAGGACGAAUUCAGAAAAGAGGAAACCAGGGACGCCCCAUUCAGGUUGAAUAAGCGAGAAACAAAAAUAGUGAAAAUGAUGUACCAGAAGAAGAAACUGCUAUUUGGCUUCAUCCGGCCACUCAAGUGCCGCGUGCUGGAACUGCCGUACAAGGGCGGGGAGCUCAGCAUGGUCAUCCUGCUGCCCGAUGACAUAGAGGACGAGUCCACAGGGCUGGAGAAGAUCGAGCAGCAGUUGACAUUGGAAAAACUGCAUGAGUGGACCAAGCCCAAGAAUAUGGUUCAUAGGGAUGUCCACGUGCACUUGCCCAAAUUCAAGCUGGAGGAGACCUAUGAUCUCAGCUCCCACCUGGCUCGCAUGGGUGUGGAAGAUCUCUUUAGCAGCAGCAAGGCGGAUCUGUCUGGCAUGACAGAUACCACAGAUAUUUUCAUAUCAAAAAUGAUUCACAAGUCCUUUGUGGAGGUGAAUGAGGAGGGCACAGAGGCAGUGGCCAUCACAGUUGGCAUAUUCAUGCGUAAAUCUGGGAUAGAGCAAAAUUUCGUUGCCGACCACCCAUUCAUCUUCAUGAUUCGUCACAACUCCUCUGGCAGCAUCCUGUUCUUAGGCAGAUUGUGUUCCCCUUAGAGGCUGUAGAAAUA
This is a messenger RNA of Talpa occidentalis (Iberian mole), 1214 nucleotides long. RefSeq names its product leukocyte elastase inhibitor-like. NCBI's taxonomy places the organism in Eukaryota, Metazoa, Chordata, Mammalia, Eulipotyphla, Talpidae. The record is from RefSeq and is a predicted model, not a curated record. Bases 64 to 1200 code for a protein of 378 amino acids. Gene Ontology annotation, molecular function: serine-type endopeptidase inhibitor activity. The transcript is spliced from 7 exons. Gene Ontology annotation, biological process: negative regulation of endopeptidase activity.